AUGAAGUAUUUCGCAGCCAUGGUCAUCCUGACCAUUGCCGCCGACGCCAUUGCUGUCGCCCUCCCCGGUGCAAUUACGUACAACUGGCCGGGUAAGGGCAUCGGCUGGUGCCAAAACGUCGGCCAAGCCUGCUGGAAAGCCAAGGAGAAGCGCGCAGCCGAGCUGAAGCGCGAAGCCGUCGUCCUUGGUCAAGGGUGGUGCCAAAGCGUCGGCCAGUCUUGCUGGAAGGACAAGACCAAGACGAAGCGGGAAGCCGAGGCAGACCCGUACGACUGGCCGGGCAGGGGCACCGGCUGGUGCCAAAACGUAGGCGAGCCCUGCUGGAGGGUGAAGCGCGCCGCCGACACCUUUGCCGUCGCCCUCGCAAAGGACGACCUCGUCAUCGAGCGGGACUCGGCCGAGGCUCUCGUCUCCCACGCCCAGGGCGGCGCCGCCUUCAUGGCCAAGCGCGCCCUCAACGAGCUCGCCGACGUCGUUGCCGCCUCCCAGGACGACCCCUUCUUCUACUACGGCGGGCUGGACCUCAGGAACCACUUUGCGGACGACACGUCCGAGCUCGCGCGCCGCGAGGCCGAGGCCAAGGAGGGCUGGGUCGAGAAUGUCGGCCACCCGGACGAGAAGCGCUGGUGCAGUUUGCCGGGCGCGCCCUGCGCCAUCGCCAGGCGAGCGGCCGAGGCCCUCGUCGAUGCCAUCGAAGGCGUCGGCGAGGUUGCGAACCGGGGAAACGAGACUGCCCAGGCCGGAGUCCCGCCCGACGGAGGGCGCUGCCAAAGUAUCGGCCAGCCUUGCUGGAAGGCGAGAGUCAAGCGCGAACCCUUUUGCACCAGCUAUGAUCAGGGCUGCUGGACGCGCUCGGCGGACUCGGCGGCGUGGAAAGCUUCCCGCGACCUGAAGGCCAUGAAAUCUGCCGCUCGAGACCUCCUCGAGGCCGUUGCCUAG
This is a messenger RNA of Colletotrichum orchidophilum, 939 nucleotides long. RefSeq names its product clock-controlled pheromone ccg-4. The transcript has a single exon. Bases 1 to 939 code for a protein of 312 amino acids. Lineage: Eukaryota; Fungi; Ascomycota; Sordariomycetes; Glomerellales; Glomerellaceae. The record is from RefSeq and is a predicted model, not a curated record.